GUAAAAAGCAUAUGGUAUUUAAAAAAAUAAAGAAAUUAAUACGGAAAUGCCGAAUUUGAAAAGUUCAAGUAGUAUGUAGAGACUAUCCCCGAUGAUUGAAAAGGAAUAUUAGACACAAAAAGCGAACGCUCAAAAUAUCGAGUUAGUACUGUAGAGUGUUCUCCCACUCCUCCAAAUAUUUUCGAGAGUCUCGAAUUUUACCUUAUCUCAUAUAAAUUAAACAAAUUAAUUUCUUCGUACGAUAUUCGCACACAAAGUGUUGACGGGCUUCGUAAUUGUCACAUCGCGACUUGCGUGAGUUUUGAUUCAGCUAAGAAAGUUAUAACAAAUUAUAAUUUAUUUAUAAACUAUGAUAAUCUAUUAUUUAACGGGAACACUAUUGUUACUUUGGAUCCAUGUGUUAUGGAGUCGUAGAGCAUUUUAUAAAUUAAUAUGGAAAAUAUCUGGGCCGUUGGGCUACCCCAUUGUGGGCAUGGCUCAUCGGUUAAUGAGGAGAGAAGAUAUUUUAUCAGCAUUUAAAGAAGAAGAACAAAAGUUUGGACAAACUUUCUUUUCUUGGCUCGGACCAUAUCCCUUUUUGGUUGUUGGCGAUCCCCAAAUAGCGCAAGAUAUUUUAACUUCUCCCCACUGCGUUAACAAAAGCUUCAUCUAUAGCGCUUUGGAUGAUGGCGCUGGAAGAGGGCUGUUUAGUUUACCAAAUCCAAAGUGGAAUUUGCACAGACGUCUUUUAAAUCCUGCAUUCGGGCACAAGGUUCUUCUGAAUUUAAUGCCCAUAUUUAAUCAAGAAGUGAAUAAACUCAUAAAAACAUUUGAAAUGCUUUUAACGGAAGAAGUCAAUUUGACAAAAGUUUUCCAAAACUUUACAUUGAAGAUUGCAGCACAAACGACAAUGGGCGACAAAAUUCCCUCCGACGACAUAAAUAAUUUUUCCGAAGGAUUAUUAAGCUGUUAUAAAUGUGUUCAGGAUUCCAUGACCCAGAUGUGUUUUUCACCCUGGCUGAAUUUCAAGGCAUUCAACUAUUUCUGGAAGAAUAGAGACUCCUAUAAAGAGGCAAAAUCAAAAAUUCGUACAUAUAUUCGCAAUUUAAUAAAACAAAAGACCAUGUACGAGCCAGAAUUAUCGGAGAACAAAAGGGCAUUAGACCAAAAUAUUUUUAUACAUCGCGCUCUCAAUUUGGCUCAAAAAGGGCAUUUCGAUUGGCAGAACGUUGAAGAUGAAUGUAAUGUGAUUGUGUUUGGGGCUUUCGAAACUACUUCAAACACCCUCAUGUACAUACUGAUGUUGCUAGCAAUGUUUCCACAGUAUCAGGAUAAAGUUUUUGAUGAAGUCUGUUCCAUAUAUUCCAGUAAAGACGAUAAUGAAAUCACCUACAGCGACACACAACUGAUGAUUUACUUGGAUAUGGUGAUUAACGAAACGAUGCGGGUGAUGGCGCCAGUGCCAUUGGUGGCAAGGCAAACCGAACAAGAAGUUCGUCUAAGUAAUGAUGUUGUAAUUCCCAAGGGACUGCAAGUAGCAAUUGAUAUUUUCAAUAUGCAUCGCCGUACGGAUAUUUGGGGUCACGAAGCACAUAUUUUUAAUCCGGAUAACUUUUUACCAUCAAACUUGGACGGUAAACACCCUUAUGCAUUCAUACCAUUUACGAAGGGAAUUCGGAACUGCAUUGGUUGGAGAUAUGCUCUUUUAUCAAUGAAAGUAACUAUUGCUAGACUUAUAUUGAAUUAUCGGUUUUCUACUACAUUCGAAUACCAGAAUUUACACUUUGUAGAAGACAUUACCAUUAAGCUAAAGGAAACACCUCUUCUUCGAAUAUAUGAAAGAAAUAAAAAUAUACUUAAAUAUGAAAAAUGAUAAUUUUGGAUGCAAUAAUGUAUUUCAGCUUCUUAGUGGAGAGACAAUCGGCUAAUGGUUUGAAUGGUCAAAUAUCCAUCUAUAGGAGAUUCAAAUAUCGUAAAAAUGUGUGCAUGUUGCCUAGCCUUUGUGUUGGCCUUACAUAAAUUUUUCUUUAUCUUAUAUUUUCAUAGGGAGUUUGCCAUGGCCUCUUUUAUAUAUUGUUAAUAAAAUACAUGUAAUGUAUAAAAAAAGUUAAUGCCUUUCUCAUUUAUAUUUUAAUUGUUCCAUAUGCGUGUUAUAUUUUUAUACCCUGCAACAGUCGCUAUAGAGUAUAAUAGUUUUGAUCACCUUAUGGUUGUAUGUAUCAACUAAAACUAAUCGAGUCAGAUAUAUGUCAAGUACAUACAUGUAGGGUUACGUAUAUAAAAAUUAUCAGGAUAAUUAGGCGAGUUGAAAUUCGAUUGACUGUCUGUCUCUCCGUUCGCGCAAACUAUAACUUGAAUAAGAAUUGAGAUAUCGUAAUGAUGUUCCUUGGAAAAAAGUUGGAGUUCGUAGAUAGGCGUAAUCGGACCACUGCUACGCCCACAAAACGCAAUUAAAAGAAAACCUAUAAAGUGCUAUAACUAAGCUCUUAAUUAAGAUCUAGAACUGUAAUUUUGGCAGUAGCAAGGUGUAAGGUACAUGUCUCUCAAACAGUUCCAGGAAAAAUGACCAUAUUCGCUCAGGAUACAACUUAUAAGAACCCCUAUAGACAGUGCGAUCAUGAAUCGGUUCAUUAGAUUGGAUUUUUAAUGUUCGCGGUUUUGUUAUCAUCUGACAUUGGAAUAUAUGUACAUCCACCUAAAUCUACACAAGUUUAACAUUCAGCUAAAAUAAACUUUUAUGACCAUCACGUUUCUCGUAUGUGUUUGGAAAGCCAUGGAGGCCAUUUUCCCAAUGUGUUAUUCC
Messenger RNA from Bactrocera neohumeralis, 2782 nucleotides. It is a transcript of the gene Cyp313a4, whose product is annotated as probable cytochrome P450 313a4. The transcript has 9 exons. Gene Ontology annotation, molecular function: monooxygenase activity; heme binding; oxidoreductase activity, acting on paired donors, with incorporation or reduction of molecular oxygen. The record is from RefSeq and is a predicted model, not a curated record. NCBI's taxonomy places the organism in Eukaryota, Metazoa, Arthropoda, Insecta, Diptera, Tephritidae. Bases 350 to 1852 code for a protein of 500 amino acids.